Messenger RNA from Meira miltonrushii, 3612 nucleotides. RefSeq names its product 26S proteasome regulatory complex, non-ATPase subcomplex, Rpn2/Psmd1 subunit. The transcript has a single exon. Bases 126 to 3494 code for a protein of 1122 amino acids. Gene Ontology annotation, cellular component: proteasome storage granule; proteasome regulatory particle, base subcomplex; nucleus. Gene Ontology annotation, molecular function: enzyme regulator activity. The record is from RefSeq and is a predicted model, not a curated record. Gene Ontology annotation, biological process: regulation of protein catabolic process; proteasome-mediated ubiquitin-dependent protein catabolic process. NCBI's taxonomy places the organism in Eukaryota, Fungi, Basidiomycota, Exobasidiomycetes, Exobasidiales, Brachybasidiaceae.
GUACUACUGACGGUUACAGUGCACAAACACACGCAAUUGAGUGAGUAUUACGAAGACAGUGUUGGCCAUUCUAAUAGCAACGACUUCUCCACCAUCACUUAUUGCCAUAACCUAUUCAACAAAAAAUGGUGGUUCCAAUCACUUCAGCUGCCGGUGUGGUAGCUUUAUUGGACGAACCUGAACCGGAAUUACAAUCGUACGCAUUACAAAAGUUGAAUACGUUGGUUGAUUCAUUUUGGGCAGAAAUUGCGGAUAGCGUUUCAAAAAUUGAAAUUUUGUAUGAAAAUCCAAGUUUUCCAGAUCGUCAACUUGCCGCUUUGGUAGCAAGUAAAGUUUUCUUUCAUUUAGGUGAAGAAAAUGAAGCUUUAAACUUUGCUUUGGGUGCUGGAAAAUUGUUUGAUGUGGACAAGAAGGAUGAAUAUACAGACACUGUCAUUUCGAAAGCUAUCGAUCAGUAUAUCCAAGUCACAUCAGAAGAUGGAACUUCUUCGAAAGCCGACCCAAGAUUAGCAGGAAUCGUCGAACAAAUGUUUGCAAGAUGCAUUGCCGAUCGGGAUUACAAGCAAGCUUUAGGUAUCGCUUUGGAAACUCGCAGGCUAGACGUUAUCGAACAAAUAUUCAGCGUCAGUAAGGAACAUAGCAUUCUCAUUUAUGUUCUAGAGGCUGUCAUGGGAGUGGUUCAAAAUCUAGAAGUCCGCAAUCAAGUCUUGCAUUUACUCGUCAAGAUGUUCAAAGCUUUGCCUACGCCCGACUACUUCAGUAUCUCUCAAUGCUACGUUUAUCUGAACACGCCCUCUGCUGCAUCAGAACUCUUCUACGACCUUGUUGAUAAAGCCCACAACAGUGCCUCAUCAAGUGCAAACACUGACAGAGAUCCACUUUUGAUCGCUUAUCAAACCGCUUUCGAUCUAGCUGAAAGUGCCACACAAGAAUUCCUUGAAGCCGUCAGAAAGGAUUUGGCAGAUAGAGCAGCAACACUUACCGGCAAGGCAGCAGGUGUCAGCUCUGGCGAAGAUGUAGAUAUGAACGGAGAUGCAAAUGGUGAAGGCAGUACAGUUUCUACGUGCAUUGCUCGUAUCCGGUCAAUCUUGUUGGGUGAAGAAUCCAUUCAACUUUACCUUGACUUCUUGCAAGGCGCUAAUAACACCGACCUGACCAUCCUGAAGGCAACAAAGGAUUCAUUGGAUGCACGUAGCAGUAUCUACCACAACGCACUCACAUUCGCAAACGCUUUCAUGAAUGCUGGAACCACAAGUGACAAGUUCCUGCGCGAGAAUUUGGACUGGUUGGCAAAAGCAAGCAAUUGGAGCAAAUUCACCGCAACAGCAGCUUUGGGUGUGAUCAACAAAGGUAACCUAAAGGAGGGUAUCAGUAUUCUGCGACCUUAUCUGCCUCACGAUGGAGUAUCAAGUAGUGUGUACUCGGAAGGUGGAAGUCUGUAUGCACUAGGUUUGAUUCAUGCCCACCACGGCACUGAAGUUAUGGACUUGCUCAAAAGCACACUCAAGAGCAACGCAGCUGAGAUUGUUCAGCAUGGUGCUGCUUUGGGUCUUGGUGCUGCUGGAAUGGCUAGCGGAAAUGAAGAGGUUUACGAGGAGUUGCGUAACAUUCUCUAUACCGAUUCAGCCGUCGCAGGUGAAGCUGCUGGGUAUGCAAUGGGUUUGAUCAUGCUUGGAACAGGAUCUGAGCGUGCUGUUGAGGAUAUGCUAACGUACGCACAUGAAACACAGCACGAGAAGAUUAUUCGUGGUUUAGCAAUCGGGUUGGCACUUCUCUUCUACGGAAAGGAAGAACAGGCAGAUGGCAUGAUCGAUACUCUUAUGGCUGAAAAGGAUGCCAUUCUACGAUACGGUGGUAUUCACACUAUUGCAUUGGCAUAUGCGGGAACGGGAAACAACAAGGCAAUCCGCCGCUUGCUGCAUGUUGCAGUCUCAGACGUCAAUGAUGACGUACGAAGAGCAGCUGUUACAAGUUUGGGAUUCUUGUUAUACCGUAACCCUACCCAAGUUCCACGCAUUGUCGAACUUCUCAGUCAAAGUUACAAUCCACACGUCCGAUAUGGGUCCACAUUGGCCCUUGGUAUCGCCUGUGCAAGCACUGGUCUAGAUGACGCCGUUGAUCUAUUACAACCAAUGUUGAAGGACCCUGUGGACUUUGUCCGUCAAGGAGCUUGCAUUGCUUUGGCAAUGAUUAUGAUCCAACAAAAUGAGACACUCAAUCCUGGCGUUGUUUCUGUUCGUAAUGCAUUCGAGAAGAUCUUGACCGACAAGCAUGAAGAUGCUUUGGCCAAAUUCGGUGCCGCACUCGCACAAGGUAUCCUGGACUCUGGAGGUCGCAAUGUCACAAUCAGUCUUGCAAACAAGGGCGGAAGCAACAAUAUGAUCGCAAUCGUUGGAAUGAUGAUGUUCACCCAAUUCUGGUAUUGGUUCCCCUUGGGACAUUUCAUCAGUCUUGCCUUCACACCUACUUCGAUUAUUGGUCUAGACCGGGAAUUGCGUAUUCCCAAGUUUGACUUCCGUUCUAAUGCAAGACCAAGCCUAUUCAACUAUCCUGUUACAGCAAAGAAGGAAAGUGAGAAAAAGGUUGAAAAAGUGGAAACGGCUGUGCUAAGUACGACGGCUAAAUCGCAAGCACGUCAACGUAACAAAGAGCGUGAAAAGGCAAAGGAAGAAAGAGGAGAUGGAAUGGACGUAGACGAUCAAGUACCUCAAAAGAAAGAUGAUUCGGCUGAAGAUAUUACCGCGACAUCGACAAACAAGGACGAUGAUACAGCGACAGGAGCGCCAAAGAAGACAAAAAGAGAACGCAAGGCUGAACCCUCUUUCUCUUUGAUUCCAAAUUACUCGCGUAUCACUCCAUUCCAGCUCAACUAUGUCAGCUUCCCGCCUGAUUGUCGUUAUACACCCAUUCGACCUCUCCAUGCAGGCACAAAGUUGCACGAUGUAUUCAACACCAGCACAGUAGCACCCAACAAGGGCAAGCUUUCCAUCUUUGGUAGCGCAUCUCCUGCUCCUGGAGCAAGCGGACGUGCAACACCUGUACAUGGUACAAAGGGAUCCAAUCCACCAUCAGCGCCUGCUGUCGCACCCCAAAGCAAUGCAAAUGCACAAGCCCAAGCUGCGGGACCCACUGCACAAGAAGCACGAAGUUUGUCGAACUCAAGCAUUGGUGUUCACGGAGGUAUUCUGCUUUUGAUCGAUCGACGUCAUACAGAGCCGUUUGAGCCUAUCAAGACUGAGACUGGUGAUGCAGGUGAUGCAAAUCAACAACCACCGUCAACUAGUAUCGUACCUGCUGCCGAUCCACGUGCACCAAGUGGAAGUGAUAUCAGUCCUGAAGAUCAAGCUGCCAUUCAACGUGCUCUUGCAAUGGAUGAUGAUGAUGAACCAGAUAAUAAACAAGAUAUUACCGGCAUUCAUGGAAAUACAGACCGUAAUAACGGAUCUGGAGAAGGUGGAACGGGUGGUGGUCCACCUGCGCCUUCUGCUCGUUGAAUUUGUCGAGACGAAUAAAAUAAAGAGGAAGUUAUGCUGAUGUAGAGAAUCUUCAAUCAUAUAAAAUAAUACAAUUUUGACAACAGAACAGUGGUGUUCAGAAUGUGCAUGAGAAGAG